Molecule: messenger RNA, 894 nt
Organism: Arachis ipaensis
Lineage: Eukaryota; Viridiplantae; Streptophyta; Magnoliopsida; Fabales; Fabaceae
Source: RefSeq, a predicted model, not a curated record
UUUUCUCCAUUGCCGGCACAUCACCCUCCAGUCGGCAUCGCUUCUUGCUCUCGCCGGCGCCCCUAAGCUCCGCAGCGAUUCUCUUCCCUGUUUUGCUGACGUUCUUUCUCUCCCCGAGGCCUGAGUUCUGCCGCUUCUGUCUUGUACUCGAGUUCCGGUGCCGCUGCUGUCCGCGAGUCGUCGUUGCUCGGUGGCAUCAGAUCUGCUGCCUCAAGCUCCGCCGUUCCCUUCUCCGGCUUGUCUGCUGCCUUCCUCCACUUCUUCGAACUGUUCUGCAGCUGAUCUGGCUCUCUGUGGUUCAGUUGAACUAAGAAGAAGAGGAUUAGAGGAAGAAGAUGAGCGAACCGAGGCCAGUGCCGAGGAGAGAGAGUCCAUGGGGAAUCACCGGAGAGGGUCAUCGUGAACCCAAAGCCCACCGGUGUAACGACCGUGUUGAAGAUGUCGUUCAGGCUUGUUUCGAGGGAAACCCAUUUAAGACAGUUCCAGGGCCUUUCAAGCUCUUCUGGAAAUGCAUGCGUUCUAAACCUGGUGAGGAACCAACGGAGCCAUUUACCUAUCUGGAUUUGGAACCUCCAAAGAGAGAGGAGAAACCUGUAAAAGUUGAGUAAUGCCAUUCCUACAAAUCCCUUUGGUUUCAACUUUAUCACUCAACAUGGAUGCUUUUUAUGCAAAUCAUAUGUAACUAAAUCUAUCUCUGUUGUUUUGCCAUGCAAAAUAGGCAUUAUAUGCAUCUUGUUCUGCGGUAUAUGUUGGCAUGUUGCUUGUCCAAUAAAAAGCAUGGCCACUUGCAUUGUUGAAAUAACUUUAACAAUAAUUUCUUGAUCACAUGUUCAUUGUUAUAAUCGCCACAAAUAGCAUGUUUGUUACGUAGAAUAUAAAUUCCAGUGUUUGCAA